Messenger RNA from Megalops cyprinoides (Indo-Pacific tarpon), 1342 nucleotides. RefSeq names its product SPG21 abhydrolase domain containing, maspardin (gene spg21). The record is from RefSeq and is a predicted model, not a curated record. Gene Ontology annotation, cellular component: cytosol; trans-Golgi network transport vesicle. Gene Ontology annotation, molecular function: CD4 receptor binding. Lineage: Eukaryota; Metazoa; Chordata; Actinopteri; Elopiformes; Megalopidae. Bases 100 to 1035 code for a protein of 311 amino acids. The transcript has 9 exons.
ACAGUCAUAUGAUUCGUACUGAUCGAGUGAAAAUAAAAUGCAAAGCUGCGGGGCUAGAGUGGUCGGUCUUUCAUCCUGAAUGAUAUGUAAAGACACGACAUGGAGGAGAUAAGGGUGUCUCCUGACUACAACUGGUUCAGAAGCACAGUUCCGCUGAGACGAAUUAUUGUGGAUGAUGAUGACAGCAAGGUGUGGUCGCUGUACGAUGCUGGGCCCAAAAGCAUCAGGUGCCCAAUCAUCUUCCUGCCGCCAGUCAGCGGGACAGCGGAGGUGUUCUUCCAGCAGGUGCUGGCUCUGACAGGCUGGGGUUACAGGGUGAUCUCGCUCCAGUAUCCAGUGUACUGGGAUCUCCUGGAAUUUUGCGAUGGAUUCAGGAAGCUGCUGGAUCAUUUACAAUUGGACAAGGUCCACCUGUUUGGUGCUUCUCUCGGAGGUUUCUUGGCCCAGAAGUUCGCAGAGUGCACACACAAAUCUCCCAGAGUUCACUCUCUUAUCCUGUGUAAUUCGUUCAGUGACACAUCUAUCUUCAACCAGACGUGGACAGCCAACAGUUUUUGGUUGAUGCCUGCUUUCAUGUUAAAGAAGAUCGUUCUGGGGAACUUUGCAAAAGGACCUGUAGACCCAAGAAUGGCAGAUGCAAUUGAUUUCAUGGUAGAUCGGCUGGAGAGCCUGAACCAGAGUGAACUGGCUUCCCGACUGACGCUGAAUUGUCAAAAUUCCUACGUGGAACCACACAAAAUAAAGGACAUCGCAGUGACCAUUAUUGAUGUGUUUGAUCAGAGUGCUCUUUCAAACGAAGCAAAAGAGGAAAUGUACAAGCUGUAUCCAAAUGCCAGAAGAGCUCACCUAAAAACAGGUGGAAACUUUCCCUACCUUUGCAGAAGUGCCGAGGUCAACCUUUACAUACAGAUUCACCUGCGCCAAUUCCACGGGACGAGGUACGCGGCCAUCAACCCCGCCAUGGUGAGCGCCGAGGAGCUAGAGGUGCACAAGGCCAGCCUGGCCAACAACAUGGGCAGCGACGACGACCAAUAGGAGCGCGGCUCCGUGUCCUCUCCCAGCGCUGACGGACGCACAGCGAUGGCGGGACAUCUCCCCCCUCCACGCGCUACCAGCAGAACUCACAGAACAUCCAACGAGGAUCUGAACACUGUGGAUCAUUAGAAUGUUGACCUUCCAAAUGGGGAUCUCCCUCUGAUCUCGAGUUGGUUUGUUUUUUCAUUUUUACUUUUUUCCUAAGAUGUUGAAAACAGCCAAUCAACACCAGAACUACAAACAGGAGCCUAUUUUUAGUAAAUAAUGAAAAUUAGCUACCCGGCUUUGUAAAAAAAAAAAAAAAAAA